Messenger RNA from Punctularia strigosozonata HHB-11173 SS5, 1637 nucleotides. RefSeq lists its product as uncharacterized. The transcript has 3 exons. The record is from RefSeq and is a predicted model, not a curated record. NCBI's taxonomy places the organism in Eukaryota, Fungi, Basidiomycota, Agaricomycetes, Corticiales, Punctulariaceae. Bases 55 to 1092 code for a protein of 345 amino acids.
GCAGUGCCCAACGCGGGCUCGGCUUCGUUUCUGGCCUGGCGAGCAGAGACCAAGAUGCGCCCGACCGCGACAGUACACGUAUCAUUGCGAUAUGCGCCGACACGCAUGAAAGUCUGCCGGCCGCGUCUAUCGUGUACCGUUCGCUUCCGCUCUUCCACCAGCGUUUCGCGCCAGGAACCUCGGAAUGAGAGUCGAACCAUCGCGCACGCCUCGGGCCCAUCCAGAACGAUCCUCUCCCAUCGCUCCGUCGACUUCUCCGGACGCAUUACGCCUAUUUCGUCGUUCAAAGGCUCGCCAUUGAGCGCCAGCUACGCGUUCGGGCUGCCGUUUCCCGAGCACGCCGUCGGUGCGCUGUACUACUGGCAUCCGCCGUCUCCAUGCACGCCUCUGGCCGGCCAAGUCCGUUUCCGCGUCCUCGACGUCAAACGAUACCAGGCCAUUUCCGCCUCCGCCUUCGCCGCGGGCUCGGACCUGCUGCUUCCCGACCGCACCCCAUGGCGCUUCGUUCUCAACAACAUCGCGAGGUGGCGGAGGUACGCCGCGUUGAAGCGGUUCCUCGUCGAAGAGGACAUCGUCUCGAACAGCACCUUUGAUAAAUGCGUCGAGGUUCACAAGAAAGGGGGCGUGGCGCGGCUCGAGCGCGCGUCGCUGCUAUUGUGCGCGAUAGGCCAGCCGUUCGCGCUCGACCUCUCGCAUUGGUACAAAAACCUGUACGCCCUCACCGACGACGACCUGAUCACCAUCAGACUGGAAAGCCUCUUUCUGGACCAUCGGGCCGGGACCCACGUCAGCCCUCACACAGGUGAAGAUCACGUUUCCUCCCGCUGCACACGAGAUCGAAAAAACCUUCUCACAAGACUCCUCUCCGUGCUCUUCGCAGGGCUAGACAUUCCCGGUCCGCGGCUCGUCAUACGCGUCCUGAAGAUCAUCGAGGAAGUCCAGACCCAGCCCGGCUACGACGGUUGGAUCCCUGCUCCCACUGAGGGUGAGCUGGUAAUGACCUCUGUUAAUGGCCACAAGCUCGCACCGUGGUCUUGCCCAGCAGACAGCCUGGGGCCUCUCCCGGAGAUCGAGUGGGGGCACGAUUGGUGAACCGGUUCAACCGGUUCAAGCAAACCGGCCGAUACAGCCCAUAGUGAUCAUGGUACUCUUGGUCGCGAUGUACAUGCAGCUUCACUGUGAUCUCGGCGCUCGUUCCCGUAGGAAACGCGCAACAAUAUUCACCAAGCAUCUGCCAACGGCGCGCAGGGGGAACGGGGCUGGCCAGAACAAGCUUGGCCCCCCACGACGGGAUGGAAGAACGGCGUGCAGGGCCCGCAAAUGGCAUAAGAGACGGGAAUGUUUCAAUGAUUGCUGGCAAGUGCAGGCUUACAGUUGAACAGCUCAUAUGCAUUGUGCGUUUAUGCAUUCUAAUGCAAUUUCCCUGCAAACGGCGGUGGUUACCCUCCGAAUCCUAUGGAAGAAGAGAUUCGAUUCAUGCAAUAUGAGGUGUAUGCAGUAUGAGCUGUUCAGCGGUAUCUCAAACAUCCUCCACGACGACAUACUUACUCACACGUAUGUACAAAACCGCGAUAAACUGGAUAAUAGGACCCCCUUGUAUAUGUUUCGCAGCACAUACACAAUAUCUCCCUAACAAG